Messenger RNA from Notechis scutatus (mainland tiger snake), 1656 nucleotides. NCBI's taxonomy places the organism in Eukaryota, Metazoa, Chordata, Lepidosauria, Squamata, Elapidae. The record is from RefSeq and is a predicted model, not a curated record.
AUGAAGAAGAGGACAUCCACCGACUCCAAGCGGAAAGAGACCGGCGUGAGCGGCGGAGUCGUAAGUCAGGGCUACAGUGCGCCGGGUGCGGGGGUGACCAUCCUCAGGCAGACUGCCGGUUUUUUGAUGCGAUCUGCCGACAUUGUGACAAAAGGGGGCACAUCGCUCGAGUCUGCCGUUUCAAACGAAACUACAGCCCCCGACAGCCAAACAGCAGCAGCCGAAGACGAGACAGCACCCCCCCCCCAGGCAAGAGACCGCCAAGACGAGAGCCAGUGGAGCCGAGAUGGACGGAACCGUCGAAAUGGCGAGAACCGACAAAGAGAGGAGACCCAUCAGACGGUCAUCAUUGGCCAUUCAUCUAGCUGGGACGCCCGCAAGUGUUUACUAUGGGGGGAUAGGGUUGUCAUCCCGGGAAAACUACAAGAAAGGGUCUUGGAAUUAUUGCAUGAAGGGCACCCGGGCAUUGUUAAGACUAAAGCCCUGGCCAGGAGUUACGCCUGGUGGCCAGGGAUGGACAGACAAAUCGAGGCUUCGGUGGCGACAUGCAGACAAUGCCAAGCAUCCAGGCCAAGCCCUCCCGCCGCCCCCAUCCUGGAAUGGGAGACCCCCAGGGGACCUUGGUCCAGGAUUCAUAUAGACUUCGCCGAACCUACAAAGGGACACACCUUCCUCGUUACAGUAGAUGCUUACUCCAACUGGCUGGAGGUAAGCAACAUGAAAACCACCACCACGGAGGCCGUAACCAAAGAACUCAACAGACUAUUCUCAACCCACGGCCUCCCAGAUGUCAUUGUAUCAGAUAAUGGGCCCCAAUUUACCUCGCUGGAAUUCGAAAAAUUCCUAGCGGAACGGGGAAUACGGCUCAUACAACACAUAACCCCAAACACGACAACCAACAAAAGCCCGGCAGAACUAUUAAUGGGGAGAAAAUUAAUGUCCCCACUUGACAGGCUGCACCCCACAUACAACCCAGAAAAAAACCCCGACUCAUCUAGCAAGCACCGAACAUUCGCACCGGGCGACUCAGUAUACGCAAAAAACCUCACAGGGGACCCACUCUGGGUACCAGCAACCAUAACCCAGGUAACAGGUCCCCGCUCGUACCAGCUGCAAACAACCAACAGACGAGCAUGGAAGAGACACAUCGAUCAGUUAAGAUCAAGAACUAACACGGGAAAGACAACCGACACGCAAGCACACACGGAAAAAGAAACCACAGGGGGAAGGGGAAACCCCAAUACCAGCCAAGAGGGGAGGGAAAACCCCGGGAACCAAAAUAAACAAACCCAACAAGAAAGAAUCCAAGAAUACUCACCAACCAAAACAGGAGCAGACGAACAACUCGAAGCCUCGCCUGGAAGAAACAGCCAAGCCAGCUCAACCAGCCCGGAAAGACCGGGCGGGAGCAACAAAGCCAGCAGCUCGACCAACCCGAUUUGCAACAUUUCAUCGAUAAUGUUGGUGAUGAUGGAGCAGUGGCUACCCAGCUCAUAUUGGGGUCACCCUCUCAUCAUUGCAAUUGAGAAGGCUCUGUCUUCUCUGGUCAAUUUUGCUUGGGCUGGAAGAAAGGCUGGACGCAUAAUGGCUAACCCACUUUGCAAAGUGCCUACUAUGAAGGCUCUUUCUGAAUGUGGGCAUCACCAAGCAACUUGA